AUGCUUUCGUCAUUCCGGAAACAAGAUAAAAAGGAUGAAGAAUCAAGUACAAGUGGAAAUCCAUACAAGAAUCUCGAAAAAGCUUCUGUCCUCCAAGAAGCUCGAACAUUCAAUGAGACACCUGUAAACACACGAAAAUGUGUUCAGAUUCUAACGAAGAUCAUUUAUAUGAUUAAUCAAGGUGAACAAUUGGGUCAAACUGAAGCAACCGAAACAUUUUUUGCUAUGACAAAAUUAUUUCAAUCAAAAGAUAUGAUGCUUCGUCGAAUGAUUUAUCUAUCGAUCAAGGAAAUGUCAACGGUUGCCAAUGAUGUUAUCAUUGUAACAUCAAGUUUAACUCGUGAUAUGACCGGUAAAGAAGAUUCACACCGUGGACCGGCCAUACGUGCUUUAUGUAAAAUCACCGAUGCAUCGAUGAUGCAAAGUGUUGAACGAUAUAUGAAACAAGCAAUUGUUGAUAAACUUCCGUCGGUUGCGUCGGCAGCAUUGGUGUCAUCCGUUCAUUUGAUGCGUCAAGGUCCUGAAGUAGUGAAACGAUGGGUAAAUGAAGUCCAAGAAGCAGUUAAUAACGAUAAUAUCAUGGUCCAAUAUCAUGCGCUUGGUCUUCUCUAUCAAAUACGUCGAUCGGACAAACAUGCGAUCAGAAAAUUGAUUGUGAAAUUUUCCAAGGCUGGCCUUCGAAGCCCAUACGCGUAUUGUUUUCUCAUUCGCAUAGCAGCUAGUUUGAUCAAUGAAGAAGGCGAAGGAACGGAUAGUCCAAUGUACGAUUUCAUUGAUUCAUGUCUACGUCAUAAAAAUGAAAUGGUUAUCUACGAAGCAGCAUCAACAAUUGUUUCGCUCAAAUGUGUGACACCAAAAGAACUUAGUUCAGCUGUUAAUGUUCUUCAAUUAUUUAUUUCAUCACCAAAACCGGUUUUACGUUAUGCUGCUGUUCGAACACUCAACAAAGUUGCUAUUCAAUAUCCAGCAGCAGUCACAGCCUGCAAUGUUGAUCUUGAAACAUUAAUCACCGAUUCGAAUCGAUCAAUUGCAACACUGGCUAUAACAACACUCCUCAAAACUGGUAAUGAAGCAGGUGUUGAUCGGUUGAUGAAACAAAUCUCAUCAUUUUUAUCUGAAAUCUCCGAUCAAUUCAAAACGGUGGUCGUCGAUGCCAUUAAAUCAUUAUGUCAAAAGUUUCCACGUAAACAUACAGUAUUGAUGACGUUUCUUGCCAAUAUGUUACGUGAAGAGGGUGGAUACGAAUAUAAGAAAGCAAUUGUCAAUACAAUCAUUUCAAUUGUUGAAGAAAAUCCUGAAGCAAAAGAAGCUNAGAAGAUAAUCAAUAAUACUGAUAACAUGUUCGAAUUGAUAACAAGCUCCUCCACAAACAUAAUAUUCAUAAUCAUAGUUAUUUUCACAUGGAUAAAAAUUAACGACCAAAUGAUAAAAUAA
Adineta ricciae is the source of this 1434-nucleotide messenger RNA. The record is from the annotation of a GenBank genome assembly. NCBI's taxonomy places the organism in Eukaryota, Metazoa, Rotifera, Eurotatoria, Adinetida, Adinetidae.